This is a messenger RNA of Theileria parva strain Muguga, 1211 nucleotides long. RefSeq names its product von Willebrand factor type A domain protein (gene TRAP). Lineage: Eukaryota; Apicomplexa; Aconoidasida; Piroplasmida; Theileriidae. The record is from RefSeq and is a predicted model, not a curated record. Bases 99 to 1211 code for a protein of 370 amino acids. The transcript has 3 exons.
AUGAUAGAGGUUUAUAUCCCGACGGUAUAAAGAAACCAAGUUCCUACUGUCAUAGAGAAUUGGACUUGACAAUAUUAGUGGACGAAUCCUCGAGUAUCAUGAAGGAGGAAUGGGAGAAACUUAUUCCGUUCCUGAAAUCUCUUGUGAAAUCAAUCAGUAUCAGCCCAAACUACGUGCACUUGUCAGUGGUAACAUUUUCCACCUCAAUUAGGUGGUUAAUAUCAUUUCUGAACCCAUCUGGUAAGGAUGAGAACUUGGCCCUAAGAGUUAUCGACGAGCUGAAGAAUAGUAAGCCGGUGUUUGGUUUUACAUUCACUGGUCAGGCACUUAACUUUAUUACUGAGGCUGUUUAUCAAUUUGGUGCUAGACAGAAUGCUCCAAAGGCUAUUAUCCUCAUCACCGACGGGUCCUCCACUCAGCCUAAUGUUACUUCUCAAGCCUCAGCAAUGCUCAGGGAGGCUGGAGUAACAAUUCUCGUGGUUGGAGUUGGCAUGGCUAGAGACUAUGAGUGCAGAGCAGUGGCUGGCUGUCCCGUCAAGGGUAAUUGUCCUCAUUUCUUUAUGACUAACUGGAAUGAGAUUAUCAGAAAGGUAGGCGAGUUGAUGGCUGAGGUGUGUGAGACCAUACCCAGGGACGCAGUGUGUCAGCCUCACUGGUCUGAGUGGUCUGAAUGUGAUGCAAAUUGCGGAAAUGGAACAAGAUACAAGAAAUUAAUGGGAGUGACAACCAUCUCAGAAGCUACUGUGGGUUCAAACGGUAAGUCUGGAAGGACAUGUGAGAUGAUUUAUGAGAACGCUGAGGUCCCGAAAGAGGAGUGCUCAGUUGAGUGUGAUAAUGGAGAUGGAGGAGAGGAAAUUAGCGUGAUAGGUGGGAAAGAGAAAAAAGAAGAGGAAAACAAUUUAUUAAAAGAGUAUGAGAGAUACAGACAUGAAGGAGAACAUGAGCAGUAUGAAGAAGAAACCAAUACUGAGAAUGAGGAGUUUAACAGAGGUGGAGCUAAGAUUGCUGGAGGAAUAGCUCUAGCCUUGUUAAUGAUUGCAGGCGCUGGAGGUUACACAUACUACAAAAAAAGGAAAGGGGUGACUGAUUCUGGCGAUUUGGAUGAAGAUUUUGCAGAUUCUAGUGCGAAUCGUGGUGUAAGGGAGAGUGUGGGUGAAGCUUACACAGUAACUGAUUUAGAUGAUGGACUCUGGAGUCAAUCCAACCAAUAA